Messenger RNA from Necator americanus (New World hookworm), 429 nucleotides. RefSeq lists its product as uncharacterized. The transcript has 2 exons. NCBI's taxonomy places the organism in Eukaryota, Metazoa, Nematoda, Chromadorea, Rhabditida, Ancylostomatidae. The record is from RefSeq and is a predicted model, not a curated record. The coding region runs from base 1 to 429 and encodes 142 amino acids.
AUGUUUUCAUCCACAGUUUUCGUUUCGGGGAACGAUAAAGAGGAACAGAUUUCCUGCGAAUGCCUUCGAGACAUUACGUGCCCAGUGGAUAUGCUGGGAAUUUGCCAACAUAUCUCGACAAGUAACAGAAGAGAACAUUGGACUGAAGGAGUGACUGGUAGCGACUCCGUUGCUAAGUUGCUUUUCUCACGAACUACAUGGACUACUUCACAGGCACCGCAAGAGCUGAAGGUCGCCGGAAGUUCGUCCGUUCGAAGAGGAGGCGCAGCAGCAGACGAAGACAAGACGGAAAGUGCUCCGUCUGUGGCCACUGCAAGGACCACUAAAAAUGAUUUAUCACAUAUUGGACGUUUUCUGCUGAGGCGUUCUGGAGACGCAUAUGCACGUAUGAAGAAAGCUAAUUUGUCCCUGUUGUUUCUGUAUGGUUAG